CCAUUCCGGACAAACUUCGAGUAACAAGAAAAGUUAAGUCGCAAUUCCUCACCAGUUCAAGAUAUGGGCAAGCAAGAUGCAGAGGACGAUACAGCAGUAAGAAAAUUGAGAGAGAAAUACGAAAAGAAAGAGAGAAGCAGAAGGAAACUUCUGGCAUCAGACACGUUAAUAACCAAAGACACGGUCAGGAAAAUAGUUAAGGUUGCUGGAGUAGUCCAUCUGAAACUAUCGGAGAAAAUCCAAAGCCUUCUGGAGAAGAGAUUCGCCGAGAAGUCUGAAGCUGACACUCCGUGGAUUUAUCUCAACAAAAAAUGUAUUCAGGGUGAUGUGGACGCGAACGGCGAGAAGUCAGACUUCUUCGCAGUCAAGGAGGAGAUUGCGAAAUUCACAAGGGAGCAGUUACUCAUCCUUUGCGACAACGUAUCUGGAAAGGAAAAAAAGUACUAUAUCUGCGUGACAGAACCAGCGGAAGAUACAGUGCUGAGAACUGUCAACCAGGAGAAGACCGUAUCAGAGGAGAAAGUCGCAAACGCAGUCAGAAGAAAAGUUAGGCCAUGGAGAAGCCUGGGCAGUUCUAUGGAUGUCGACGUCGAUGUACUGAGAAGUAGCCGUCCCUUGCACGAAACUAAAACGACAAUCACGGGAAUUUUGUCCAGAAGUGAAGAUCAGCUUUCAGAACGGGACCCCUGUGAAGAAGACGGAACCUACACUGCAGUGGGUAUAGAGGAGAUUGAUAAAGUAACGAUACAUAGGAGGAGAUACGACACUGGCGUCCAGGCUGUUCCUGAAGUUCAGUCCUCAGAAGUGCAGACACAUCCAGGACUUCCAGUCAACGUGUGGUCACAGUACUCUUACGAUGUCGACGAAAUAGGCCAGCUGCAACCUGACAUUUUAGUCAGGUCAUCACGCUUCCUAAAGGCUAAACAAUCGGAAAUUGAAGACGCUCUUAAAUACAAUGAAGCAUUCGAUCACCACAAAGAUGACUAUCAGAACCUCAUCCUAAGGAAAAGAGACACAGAAAUCCCGAAGCAACUAACUUAUGAAGAACAAGAAAUCUUUAUUGAUGUUCGACUGUGCAAAGGAAAAAUUAUAUCGUGCGCUGCUUGGCAUCCAAAGAGAGAAGGGUACUUUGCGAUAGCGUACGUGAGCAACCGUCGUGGUAGACAUUUUUCUGGUGUUGACACGGCUUCCGAAUAUCUGCCGGAUGUCGAGGAUUCACCGGAAAACAUUCACGACAAAAAUCCUGUGCUACUGUGGAGCUUCAAAGAUCGAUUUCACUCAAAACUGACUCUUCUUAGUCCUCGGCCUGUCCAGUGCCUAAAAUUCUGCCCGCACAACGCAGACAUACUAGUAGGCGGACUUACCACUGGACAGAUAGUUAUAUGGGAUCUUACGGAGAAUCUAAGACGGAUAGAAGGAGAACUUGAUACAUCAGAGUGGCGCGCAGUGGAAAGAACGUCUUUAAAAGGACUAAGCAGCUGGAAGAAGAAAGCAAAAGAAGGAAUAAGUAUGUACCCUACAGUAGUUUCUUCCCCUACCGUGUCCCACAAGGACUGCGUCACUGAUCUACAAUGGAUAGCGCCUACGUUACAGGUAUGUCGAGAUGGAGUUCUGGAAAAAGUUCCACCAAGUUCACCAACACUGCAGUUCUUAUCGUGUUCUCUUGAUGGCCACAUGUACGGAUGGAAUUUGUUGGAAGUGCCUACACCGAAACGCAAGAAAGUGGUCCAGAAGAAGUCAGCGAAGCGACCCCGUUCUGAAGGCCCCGAGCGGACGCCUGUGUCUCCGUACGCCAAACUGCACGGCUUACUGCAACCUCAUUUCAAGGUCUCGGCUGACUACCCUAUUUCCAGUUUCAGUUCACCACUACCUGCUAUUUCCGGCAAUCGGCUAUCAGAGACGGAUGAAGUAGCCUCGACAUAUGGAGAAAUACGUCCAGAGGAAGAAAGACAUCUGUCCCAGAAGCCGUUUCACUUCGGAGCCACCGACGCAACUCUGAUGGAAAUGAACUACAUGCUAGACGACACUAAGGAAGAACUAAUGACAGCUUUGCAGUUCACUUCCAUGGCAGAUGUACAUGACGGACCAAUAGAAGCGCUGGAAAGAUCUCACUUUGUUGAAGAGAUAUUAAUUAGUCUUGGAGGCAGAGUGUUCGCUAUUUGGAGCGAAGAUUACAAGGGGCAGCCCCUCUACUGGAGACAGUAUAAGAUUCGACUGACAGCUUGCCGUUGGUUCCUUCAUCGUCCCAGCAUGUUUCUUAUUGCGAGAGAGGAUGGACGUUUCGAAACCUGGGACUGGUUUCUUGACAGUUGUCAACCAAUACACAUAACCGAUGUUUUGGGUAAGCCACUGACAGGAAUAUACCAGAGUCCAAUAAACCAUGACAACAUAUUUGGAGUUGCUGAUUCAGAAGGAACAUUCAGAAUAUUUAAUGUCCCUCAUGAAUACACAGAAUUCCAUCCUGAAGAUGUUAUAAAACUGAGGAAUAUGUUUGAACAAGAUGUUGAGUGUAAACGCCUAUUAAUAUCAUGGACAACAAAAUGGAAAGAAAAAUUUGCUGAUUUUUUGAAGCAGAAAAGGAAAGAAGCUGAACGCCUCCAUAAACUCAAAAUGAUAAAGGAAAAGGAGAAAAUACGACUAGAGAAAGAAAGGCUUAAAGCCAUUAAAGAAGCAGAACUUGCAUUGCAGAAAAGAACAAAGCUAUUAAAGUGGCAGAAAGCACAGGAAAUAUGGGAUGCUAAACAAGAGAAACGAGCAAUAGAAAUACUCCUCAGUCAGAAGAACCUAGAUAAUGACCACCUAGAAACAGAGCAAAAGCCAUUCGUGAAAUUACAGCAGGAACAAAAAUUCAAAAGGAUAAAGCAGACAGAAGUAAUAAAUAUGAAUGAAAGUAUUUAUAAGGAAAUAGUCUCUCUCAAAUUCCCUGAUCUCAAAGAGGAACUUGCUGGAGGUCCAGAAAUCAAAGAAACAAAAGAAGUACAAGAAGAAGAAAUGACUGUUCUUUUCAUAGAGCUAUAUGAGAAGAGUGAGACUGACUGCAUGGACCUCAUGCAAAGUCAUCCUUUUGACCACAAAUUUCAGUGGAUGGAUGUUGUGAAGGAAGCACAUUCCAAAUUGCACAGUGUGUAUACAGACAACACACAGGCCAGCAACCUAUAGAAUAAUACCCACGUUUGUAUUUACUUUGAGUGGUACCAUUCAUUCAGUAAUGAGCAGCACCUACAGAUCUUAGAAUUCAUCAUUUAAAAAUACUAAACCAUAACAUGAAAAUGAUGGAAUUAUGUGAUGUGAAAAUCUCAAAUUUAGUAAAUUUUGAGCAAAACUUAAAAGAGGGUGAGCAGAGGAACCACAUCUAUAUACCUGCCCAGCAGUAAAAAUUAUCAGCAUGAUUUAUUCACAGUAAAAUAAUAAAGACUAAUAAUACUGUCAGGUCUAGUGUGGCAGUGGAAUAGGUAGAUCGGAGUGUAUUACCAUUCUUGUGGUGUUCAAAGAAAAUUUUUAUUUCCCUUUCAUCAGUUAUAAUUUGCACCUGUAUACAGAAGUCUUAAUGAUGUACAGAGUCUUCAAUUUGUAACACAUUCAGUGUUUCUUAAUAGAAGCUGUCUGUAAUCUCAUUAAGCAACCAUAUGAGUGUGAAUGAGUCGUCUUGUCCAUUAGAGGAUUUUGGUUAUUGGCCCACUGAUAGCACUGUGCUUCCUCAAAUAAUCACACUGAUAGCACUAAAUGUCAAAUCUGUAUCCAUUUACCUUACUUUACUGUACCAAUAUAAGCAACUAUGGCUCUUCAGAUCA
Schistocerca gregaria is the source of this 3791-nucleotide messenger RNA. Its product is annotated as dynein axonemal intermediate chain 3-like. The transcript has 17 exons. Gene Ontology annotation, biological process: inner dynein arm assembly; cilium movement involved in cell motility. Gene Ontology annotation, molecular function: dynein light chain binding; dynein heavy chain binding. Bases 64 to 3159 code for a protein of 1031 amino acids. The record is from RefSeq and is a predicted model, not a curated record. Lineage: Eukaryota; Metazoa; Arthropoda; Insecta; Orthoptera; Acrididae. Gene Ontology annotation, cellular component: inner dynein arm.